GGCCUCCGCCAAGCAGUAUGUGCUACUUCCAUGGCGACGAAUCCAAACCAGAGAUCAACGGCGCUCUUUUCAAACCACUUUGCGGCGGAAACCGUUUAAUUUCAUCACGAUUAUGAUCAUUUAACGCGGCAUGCAAAACAUAAACGGCAUUAAAAUGAAGCUGAGACGAGCCAUUGGCCCGAGGGCUGGCACCAUACGCGGUAAUGUAGCGUUAUGCUGACGUUUAAUAAGCUAACAGUAGCCGCGACAAAAAAAACAAAAAAAAAACUGUUUACCAGUAGCUAGUUCAGUGAUAGCAGGACCAGCUAGCUCAACGUUUCACGCAAAAAAUGCGGCUGUUUUAGUAACUUGUAGUCCUGUAUUAUAAAUGAAACACUGGACAUUUAAGCACUACUUAGUUAGCGAACUGCAGGCAGUACAAAAACAACAAUGAACAGCAGCUCGGAGAGGAAAUUCGUCAAUCUGCGGAAGCGUCUGGAUCAGCUGGGCUACAGACAACCUCUUGGAAUAGAGUCGCUGCCGCUGGUGGAGAAGCUGUUCAGCGACUUGGUCCACACCACGGAGAGCCUGCGCAAUGCCAAACUAUCAGCGGGGAAGACCGAGAAGGAGAGCCGAAACGUCGACGCUCUGCUGGAGCCCUACAGGGCAGAGAACGCCAGAGUGGUCAGGGAAAACAACGAGCUGCACCUUGAGCUCCUGAAACUGAGGGAGGAGAAAGAUCGUGUCAGCAGAGAUCUCAAAACACACAUCAGGAAACUGGACCACGAGACGUCUGACCUGAAGUUUCUAAACAACCAGUAUGUGCAUAAGGUGCGCUGCUUGGAGAAGGACAGCAAGGCCAAAGCGGAGCGCAUCCAGCAGCUGCAGGAGAAGAACAUGCAAGCCGUUGUGCAGACGCCUGGUGGGAAAAAGCGCAGUAUUCCAUUCAGACGGCAGAGAAUGCAGAUCGACGAGCUUACGCCUCCCUCCUCUACGUCGGCCUAUCCGGUCCAGCAGCCCGACGAUCCCUACAUAGCUGACCUGCUGCAGCUGGCCGACAGAAGGGUUCACGAACUGCAGGAAGACAUUAUUAAACUCAAACUAGACGUGGAAAACGCCCAAGAAUGUAUAAAUCAUCUGAACGCUCAGGUGGACGAACGGGACAGAGAGAUCGAGCGUUUGAAUUGCGCACUCCAGGGGGGGCGACCUCACGACGUCAUUUCCCUCGAAGUCCAGAACGUCAGCAACGAGAAACUGAUCGCCCAUCUCAACCUGCAGAUCGAGUACCUGCAGGAGGCCAACAGGACCCUGGAGGAAAGGAUAGAAGGGCUGCAGCAGAAGAAGAAGGACGCCUCCACGGAGGUGGCGAACCUCUCCCUAAAGAACCUGGAGCUCUGUGAGGAACUGACGCACAUAGAUCACCUGGCGAAGUGCAUGGAGAUGGACAAGGAGCGAGUGUUGGAGAACGUCGAUACGGAACUACAAGAAACUAAAAAAGAAAUUCAGCGGCAGCAGAAAAUCAUCGAAGACUUGGAGGAUAUUAUCACAAAGACAAGAAGGGAGCAGUCCGAAGGAGAGUUUCAAAGAGACCGCUUAAGAGAUCAGCUGCUGGAGCUCCAGGAGCAGAACGAGAAGUUGGAGGGACUGAUCAACUUCCUGCAGGACGAGAAAACCAGGCUGCAGGACAAAGUGGAGAAGACCAUGGCAGCGGACAAAGAGCUGGUGCUGGAGUUGGAGGCUAUGCGGGCCAAACAUGGAGUCUGUGGCAGAGAGCGCUCCCCGUCUCGUCUAGACGCCUUCGUGAAAAGUCUAGAAGAGGAGAGGGAUUUCUACCGCCAUGAGGCCGAGCGCUACAAGAGGGCCAGAGGAGCUGGUGGGCCCGGCUUGAGCCCCAGUCGCAGUCCAGACAGAGGCAGGAGUCCCAAAGGCAAAGGCAUCAAGGGAGGUGUUCAGGAGGGAGAGCUGAUCCGUGUGAUCAAAGAAAGGGAUGAGCUCAAGGCAGCUCUGAUGGACUUUGAGAAGCACAUGGAGGACAUUCAGAACAAUGUGAAAGCCCUCACUAGUGAGAGGGAGCAUUUCAGAACCCUCUUUAAGCAAGCUCAAGAUGACCUGAAGUUGUCGCGCAGAGCAGAUUUGUCGGCUGACGUCUUGAGACAGCGGGAGGAGCUGAGACGAGCAGAAGUGAAGCUUGAGCAGAUGAGCUCUGAAAGGGACUCUCUGAUGGAGCGGUUAAAGCUUGCCCAGACAUCAGCUCUCACAGACAGACAGGGAGAGGAGAGGAGGAUUCUCGACCUGGAGAAUACCAUCAAGAGCCUGGAGCGGGAGAGGUUGGAUCUGCGCGCCCAGGUGUGUCUGUUGAAGGAGAGCCGGGAGGCUGCGGAGGAAGAGCUGAAGGUGCGGUCCGCUUCUGUGGUCCAAAACGCAGAAGAAGUGGCCCAGCAGAGGGCCGAGGCGAGCGCUCUCAGGCUGCUGCAGGAGCAGAUGGAGCAGUCACUGUCUGAUACCCAACGAAGGCUCUCAGUGAAGAUGAACGAGCUGCAUGUGGCCCACGAGCAGAUUGAAAGACUGGAAGAGAGAUUAGGGGAGCUGAGUCAGCAGAGCUCUAGACACAAAGAGGAAGUAGCUGCCCUCCAGAAGUCAAUCUCUGCCCUGGAUAGGGAGAAAGAUGCCCUGCAGGACGAGGUGGACCAAAAGACAGAAAAACUGGUUGCUCUCCAGGACAACCUGUCCCAGAAGGAAAAAACCCUUGAAGAUGUGAGACUCACUGUCAAAAACAUGGACAAUUCACUGGCUCAGCUACAAGGAGCCCUGAAGAGCCGUGAAAGGGAGGUCAGCAGUCUGAGGAGGCAGCUGGACGCGUCUCAGGAGGAGCUGGCCGCUCUCAGGAGAGACAAGGAAGUCACACUGAGAGAGAACAGGAGGCUGCAGGACGACCUGGCCACCAUGACCAGGGAGAACCAAGCUGUGCAUUUAGAAAUGGAGGAGGCUUUGCACGAGAAGGAUGAGUUGAAGCUGAGGGUCCACGCCUACAUCUCCGAGGUGUCCAGAAUAGAGAAACUGAUGGCCACGAAGGAACAAGAGAGCAGGGAUUUACUGGAGCGCUUCAAGAUGGCCCACUCGGGGAUGCAGGAACAGGAGCAGAAACUGCACCAGGCCGAAGGCCUCACUAACUCCAUCCGCCUGGAGCUGCUGUCCGCCGACACAGAGCGCCGGCAGCUCCGGGAUUCUGUCGGACAAAAGGAGAGAGAGAUCCAACAGCACAUGCAGGCACUGCAGGCUUAUGAAGCCCAGGUGUCCUCACUGGUGCGCGGGAUGUCCCGACUAGACGAGGAGCUUCGCAAAGCCCAGGAGGAGAAGGCCGCUCUCCUUUCCGAUCUAGCUUCCGUCAGGGAGCUCUGUGUCAAACUAGACUCAGGAAAGGACCUCACCGCACGGCAGCUCACCUCCAAGAGCAUGGACCUAGAGAGGGUCACAGGAGAGCUGGAGGACGUUCGGUCAGAGGUCGAGGUCCUGAAGAAGCAGCUGGCCAGUGAGAGGCUGACGGUGCGCAACCUGGAGACGCUGCUGUCCACCAACCGGCAGAAAGAGUUCCAGACGCAUCUGACUGCCAGCGAGAGAGAGUCUGAGCUCAAAGCCCUGCGCGACAGGCUCACUCUAGCUGACAGCAAAAAUGCAGAGCACACCAGGGAGGUGUCGCAGCUCCGCGGCAAAGUGUCUCAGCUGCAGACGGAGAUGGACGUCCUGAAAAGACAGCUGACCACCGAGCGCUUUGAACGUGAAAGAGCGGUUCAGGAGAUGCGUCGGCAGGGAUUGUCAUUUUCAUCUCUGCAAAGCUCGUCUCCCCUCAGCUCGUCCGGCGGCUCUCACCAAACCUCUGCAGAACGCUCCAUCCUCCGAACCCACGAACAGUCCACAGACAAGAAUGUUAGCUUCAAGGAUUAAAGACAAAUGAAGUUGCAGUGAGUCAGAUCAACUCUAUAAGUUUAUAGUUGGAUAUGAAGUACGAAGGCUUCCACAGACCUCGAUGUGACGUAGCCUGAAGCACGCCUCUGUGUUGCUAAAGUGUACUAACCAAGCAAUGUCUCAAAUCAGGGAAAAAACUGUUUUAAUCCUGAAACUAAAUGUUUUCCUAUUCCAAAUAUUUUAUAUAUAUAACUCUUGUUGGUAUCAGGUACAUUAACAGGUCAAACAUGUCUGAAAGGAGUUUUAUUCAUAACAUUCCUAACCCCAAAAACUAAACUAAUGAAAUGGUAUGUAUGUCCGGGAGUUCUGUGAAUUAUUCAUUGAUAUUCUUGUUUUGUUUUUUUUAUGCAUUCUAAUAAUAAAUUAUUUGUAAAAAAUAAAGGGAAUAAGAAUCACAAAAGAAAUGGAUGUACAUAUUUACAAAGUUUCUCAGUUUUAUUUGAUGGAAAACAAUUUCUAACAUGAACUGUAAGGCACAGAGGGAAAAAAAAACAACUCAUCAGCAUGAAUGUGCUGUUAUUUGGAGUCUUUAAAUGAUUCCUUUGAAUUGUGUUUUUUUUUUUUCAGG
Molecule: messenger RNA, 4510 nt
Organism: Fundulus heteroclitus (mummichog)
Lineage: Eukaryota; Metazoa; Chordata; Actinopteri; Cyprinodontiformes; Fundulidae
Gene: cep135
Product: centrosomal protein 135
Exons: 25
Coding region: 430-3921 (1163 amino acids)
Source: RefSeq, a predicted model, not a curated record